Messenger RNA from Stegodyphus dumicola, 514 nucleotides. RefSeq names its product general transcription factor IIF subunit 1-like. Gene Ontology annotation, biological process: positive regulation of transcription elongation by RNA polymerase II; transcription initiation at RNA polymerase II promoter. Gene Ontology annotation, cellular component: transcription factor TFIIF complex; nucleus. Lineage: Eukaryota; Metazoa; Arthropoda; Arachnida; Araneae; Eresidae. The record is from RefSeq and is a predicted model, not a curated record. Gene Ontology annotation, molecular function: TFIIF-class transcription factor complex binding; DNA binding; RNA polymerase II general transcription initiation factor activity.
CCGGUAUCAGGGACUCAGUUAUCUGUAAAAUUCGUUGUUGUAAACAUUUAUUGCCAGUUUUUACAAGUUGUGUUUCCGCAGUUAUUCUUGAAUAGAAUUUUUUACGCUAUUAUCAUCUUACCGAUUUUAUUUUAAUAAAAUGGCAUCUAAAGAAAAUACAGUGGAUGCCGCUAAACCAAAUGCUGGAACUUCUAGUGCUGGCAACCCGCAAUUUCAGCAAGAAUACAUAGUUAAGAUGCCAAAGAAUAAAUCAAAGCGUUUCAAUGUUAUGCGCUUCAGCAAUUCUCACAAAGUGGACGUUGCAAAAUGGACUCAGGUGAAAAUGGAAAGAGAAAAUAAUUUAAAAGAGUUCAAAGCUGAUGAAGAUUUACCAAAAUUUGGUGCUGGAAGUGAAUUUGGGAGGGAGCAACGAGAGGAGUCUCGGCGUAAAAAGUAUGGAAUUGUGUCAAAAAAAUAUAAUCCUGAUGACCAGCCAUGGAUUUUAAAACUUGGAGGAAAAGGUGGAAAAAAGUAA